AUGCGCCAGCCGGGCUUCUUCUCGUUCAAAUGGCAAGAGCUGCAAGAGCUCUUCGACGAUUGGGGCAACUUCGAGGCCCUGUCGAAAUUGGGUGGCGUUCCGGCCAUCGUGAAGGGGCUGCACGUGGACAUCAAGAAGGGCAUCAUCGAUGACCCUCGAGACCGAGCCGAAGCCUUCGGCCCCAACACCUACCCCGAGCGCAAGCACACCGGCUUCUUCAUGCUGAUGUGGGAGGCUCUGCAGGAUGUUACCCUCAUCAUUCUUUGCGUCGCGGCCGUGAUUUCGCUCGUUCUCGGCGUCGCCUUCCCCAACGAGGAAGAGGGCGAGACCAGAGCUACGGGUUGGAUCGAGGGCGCCUCCAUCUUGGCUGCCGUUUUCCUCGUCUCUUCGGUGACGGCCGGCAAUGAUUUCCUCAAGGACAGGCAAUUCAGGGCACUUGAAAAGGAGAAGGACAAUGACACUGUUCUGGUGGUGCGCGACGGCAAAAUCGUCCAACUCAAGGUGUUCGAUAUUGUUGUGGGCGACAUCAUCGUUCUCGAGCGAGGAAGUCGAAUCCCAGCAGACGGUCUCUGGGUUUCUGGCAAAGAACUCCAAGUCGAUCAGUCCAACUUGAACGGAGAGUCCAAGACUGUCGCAAGAAACGCGCAGCAUCCCUUCCUUCUGUCUGGCUGCACGAUCGCCGAUGGCGAGGCCCACAUGAUCGUGUGCGCAGUCGGCGUGAACUGCCAGUGGGGUCUCAUUUUGACCGCCCUCGAGCCCGAGGAUGACGAGACGCCUCUCCAGCAGGACCUCGGCGACCUCGCCACCAAGAUUGGUUGGCUCGGCCUUAUCUGCGCUAUUGCUAUUUUCAUCUGCCUCACCGUCUGGUGGGUCGUCAAGCGCUUCAUCCAGGGCGACCCUGAUGAUUUCCAGUGGACCAUGCUUGAGGACUUCAUUGGCUACUUCAUCGUGGCCGUGACCAUUCUUGUCGUGGCCGUGCCCGAGGACAACAACUUGGUUCGUCACUUGAAGGCGUGCGAGACCAUGGGUGGCGUUACCAACAUCUGCACGGACAAGACCGGAACCCUGACCGAGAACCGCAUGGCCGUCGUGCGCGGCUGGAUCGGCGGCAACGAGUUCGAGGGAGUCCCCAAGGUCUCCAACGACGCCCUGAGGCACCUUCUCACCCACGGCAUCUCCAUCAACUCCAAGGCUGUCGUGCGCCCCGCUCCUCACGGCUCCGGCUUUGAGUAUCUGGGCAACAAGACCGAGUGCGCUCUGCUCGUGCUCGUUCACAAGCUCGAUGAGGACUUCAACCAAAUCCGCGAGCAGUACCCGCUGGCCUACCAGGCCCCCUUCUCCUCGGAGAGGAAGCGCAUGACCUCCGUUGUCGGCGGUGAUGGCGCCUACAGAGUCUACACCAAGGGCGCGUCCGAGAUCAUCCUCGAGCGUUGCACGUCCGUCGUCACCGAUUCGGGCGACAUCAUCGACAUUGAGGACGAUAUGCGCCAGGAGCUCGUUCAGGCGCUCGAGACCUUUUCCGACGAAGCGCUGCGCACCCUGGUGCUGGCCUACCGCGAUCUCCCCUCGGACUGGUCGCCCGACAGCAUGACUGUUGGGGACAAGGAGGAAAACGAAAACGCCCUGGAACAGGAGCUCACCCUCAUCGCCAUCGUCGGUAUUGAGGAUCCUCUCCGUCCCGCUGUCAAGGAUGCCGUGCGCUCUUGCCAGAACGCCGGCGUGACCGUGCGCAUGGUGACGGGAGAUCUCCUCAACACCGCCAAGUCGAUCGCCAGGCAGUGCAACAUCCUGACCAAGGACGGUACUGCCAUGGAAGGCAAGGUCUUCAGAAAUUUGAGCGACCAGGAGGCCUACGCGGUCCUCCCCAAGCUCCAAGUCUUGGCCCGUUCCUCUCCUCAGGACAAGAAGCUCCUCGUGAAGCGCUUGAAGGCUAUGGGUGAAGUGGUGGCCGUCACUGGUGACGGCACCAACGACGCGCCUGCUCUCCGUAUGGCCCACGUGGGUCUGUCGAUGGGCAUUGAAGGCACCGGUGUGGCCAAGCAGGCCUCGGACAUCAUCAUUCUCGACGACAACUUCGCGUCGAUCGUCAAGUCAGUCAUGUGGGGACGAAACGUUCGCGAGAACAUCCAGAAGUUCCUCCAGUUCCAGCUUACCGUCAACUUGGUCGCUCUCGUGGUGGCCUUCGUCGCCGCCGUCACCGAUCAGGGCACUCCCUUGAAGGCUAUUCAGCUCCUCUGGGUGAAUCUUAUCAUGGACACCAUGGCUGCUCUUGCCCUCGGCACUGAAGCGCCUACCCCGGCUCUUCUCGACCGUCCUCCCGCGGGACGCAACUAUCCCCUCAUCUCCGCCACCAUGUGGAGGAACAUCAUCGGCCAGGGCGCCUACCAGCUUGUCGUCCUCUUUGGCAUUCUGUACCUCGGCGAGCACAUUCUCGAGCACGACGACGAGACCGUGAGGAACACUUUCCUCUUCAACUCUUUCGUGUUCUGCCAGGUGUUCAACGAAGUCAACGCCAGGAAGGUCGGCAAGUACGAGUGGAACGUGUUCAGUGGCCUCCACACCAACUGGAUUUUCAUUGCCAUCAUCGCCAUCACCGCCGUCGUCCAGGCCCUCAUCAUCGAGUUUGGCGGCGACGUCUUCAAGACCGAGCCCCUCUCUCUCGUCAACUGGGGCUACAGCAUUGCCAUCGGUGCCGGCUCGCUCAUCGUGGGCGCCAUCCUCCGACUCAUCCCCAUCCCCGACAUGUGGUGCUGCGCCAUCAAGGAUCGCUCCAUGCUUGUCGAGGACGAGGUCGAGGAGGACGAGGACAAUGCCAAGGCUACUUCUAGCCUAUUGCGAUCAGCAAGCUGA
Molecule: messenger RNA, 2850 nt
Organism: Acanthamoeba castellanii str. Neff
Lineage: Eukaryota; Discosea; Longamoebia; Acanthamoebidae
Product: calciumtranslocating P-type ATPase, PMCA-type, putative
Exons: 15
Coding region: 1-2850 (949 amino acids)
Biological process (GO): calcium ion transmembrane transport
Cellular component (GO): membrane; intracellular membrane-bounded organelle
Molecular function (GO): ATP binding; ATP hydrolysis activity; P-type calcium transporter activity
Source: RefSeq, a predicted model, not a curated record